Molecule: messenger RNA, 1707 nt
Organism: Trichoderma harzianum CBS 226.95
Lineage: Eukaryota; Fungi; Ascomycota; Sordariomycetes; Hypocreales; Hypocreaceae
Exons: 1
Coding region: 1-1707 (568 amino acids)
Biological process (GO): regulation of DNA-templated transcription
Molecular function (GO): DNA-binding transcription factor activity, RNA polymerase II-specific; zinc ion binding
Source: RefSeq, a predicted model, not a curated record
AUGAGUAACAGAGCGGCACAAGCAUGCGAUGGAUGCAGGGUGCGCAAGGUGAAGUGCAAUAGCACGCAGCCUUGUUCGCAAUGCUCACAUCUAGGCCUUGGGUGCAUCUACUCGCCAUCAACUAAGCGCAAGCCCAGUGUUCGCAAUCGCCUUGUUACGCAGCUUCGCAACAAGUCAAAUGUAGCAGCGGCUUCGCCGAGUCGUGGCAGCACGUCGUCGCUGGCUGACUAUCCGGAAAGACCACCAGGUCCGGCGGUCACGUCCAUCGCUGGGAUAGUGAAUCCGGAACAAGAUGCAUCACCCGUCAGCAGUGGAAUUGGUUCUGGAAGAGGGGGCGCAGGCAUUGGAGCUGGACUUGGAAGCGGCUUUGGGAGUAGUAUGGGAUUUGACUCGAGAGGUGGCUUUGGUGCAGAGUUUUCCCUGGAGCAUUCUACCUUCACCACGGGCUUCUUCAUCGGUAUGCUGCCCAAAUAUGAAGAGCAGGUGUACCCAGUUAGCCCCAUCAUCACGAGCUAUGAGGUGCGCCAGGCAAUCGAUAGCAUGCACGCCAACCUCGACGACGCAGCGUUCGUGUACGCAAUGGGGGCGGUGACAAUCAAUCUCACGACUCCCACAGUGCAUGGUGAGGCGGGUGCCAAGAUGACGGAGCUGAUACGACUCGGCCUCAGCGCGUAUAGACGGGCAGACUCGAUGGCGGACGUCAAGAAUGGGAGGCUGACUGAGCUGCGGACCACAUUUAAGCGCAUCAUGACAUGCAUCUUCCUUGAGGUUUCCAUGAUGGCCUUUAACCGCUUCGACCGCAGCUUUGCCUCGCUGCGUGAGGCCAUGACGAUGGUGCAAAUGAUCCACGUCCAGCAGUGCUCACACAACGCAGUGCCCCUUGAACCGCGUGACGUGCCCAAGUUCCAACGUAUAUACUGGGAAGUGUUUAUCCACGAGCGCUUCUUGACAAUACUCUCUGGGUUCCCGUGCAUCAUGACGCCACUGCCUACGGGCCUACCAGUGCGAGACACAUCGAUCCCGGCACAUAUUGAUGUCGGAUUCAACCGCCUCAUCCGCUUGUUUCAGAUCAUGGACGGGCCCUUUUUGCUGUACUGGAAUGCGCAGCAGAAUCCGGCGCAGCCCGUGCCUGGGGUAUCACUACAAUGGAUUGAGAGCAAGCAGGCCCAACUCGACGAAGACGAAAUCGGUGCAUCUGAGGCUGAGCAGGCACUGAUUGACAGCGGCCGGGGGUCCUUUACGGAGUUGCAACACGUCGAUCUGUUUGUGACCAGGCUGUGGAUGCGCACGCUGCUCUGGCAGUUUGGGCUUACGCACCGCUUUCUUCGCUCGGUGCCAUCACAAAACAUCCACGAAGGCUUGUCAAUUCACUUCCCCGCGCAUAGGCUCUCUGUUCAGUUGCGAGCCCUGGUCAGUCGACUGGAGAACGUGUCCACCAUUGUGACACACGGUAUUGGGAUCUUGCAAAAGAUAUUUGAGAUUACGAGUACCGCGGCGGACGUGCUUGCGCUGCCAGUGGGCUAUGGCCAGACGCAAGAAGAAAUAAGUAGCCGGAUAGAAGAUUUUGCAUUUUUGGUCAAGUUUUUGUUCAGCUUCGAGAGGGCAGAAAAAGAGCAGCGAGACUACCUGCGUGAGAAGCUCGAGGGACUUCAGCAGCAGUACCCCAUGGUGAACUUUGCCGACAUGGUUGGGUCGGGCUCAUACUGA